Molecule: messenger RNA, 1488 nt
Organism: Cordyceps fumosorosea ARSEF 2679
Lineage: Eukaryota; Fungi; Ascomycota; Sordariomycetes; Hypocreales; Cordycipitaceae
Product: Alkaline-phosphatase-like, core domain protein
Exons: 1
Coding region: 1-1488 (495 amino acids)
Molecular function (GO): arylsulfatase activity
Source: RefSeq, a predicted model, not a curated record
AUGCCUUUCAAGAACAUUCUCCUCCUCGUGGCCGACGAUCUUGGCCGUGAGCAGUUGGGCUGCUACGGGUGCACCGCCAUAUCCACGCCCAACCUCGACCGCCUGGCAGCCUCCCGCGGCGCCCGUUUCGACAUGGCCUUUGCCAGCACCGCCUCGUGCAGCGGCAGCCGGACCACCAUCUACACAGGCCUGCACACCCACGAGAAUGGCAGCUACGGCCUCGUGGGGGAGCGCAACGGCUUCCAGACCUGGGCGCACGUGGAGACGGCCCCCAAGCUGUUCAACGCGCUGGGCUACAAGACGGGCAUCCUGGGAAAGGUGCACGUGGCCCCCGAGAGCGCGUAUCCGUGGGAGACGAGGAGGGAGAGCGAGACGAGGAACACGGCAUUGAUCGCGGAUCAGGCCGAGGAGUUCUUUCAAGAGGCAAGGGCAGAGGAAAGGGGCUUCUUCUUGACGAUUGGCUAUGUCGAUCCGCAUAGGGUGCUGGCGAGUCGAGGCAAGUUUGGCAACGAGGAGGGAAACUAUGAUCAGAGGUUGAAUGACAGGGUGUACAAGCCAGAAGAGGUGCAGGUGCCGUCAUUUCUGCAGGACGUUCCGGCUGUGCGAGAGGAGCUGGCCGAGUACUACCGCGCCAUCAAUCGUCUGGACCAAGGCGUCGGGCUCGUGCUGGACGCGCUCGAGAGGCACGGCCUCUCCGACGACACGCUGGUGCUCUUUCUCAGCGACAACGGCCCGCCAUUCGUCAACUCCAAGACGACGCUCUACGACGCGGGCAUCCACCUUCCCUUCAUCCUCCGCGUCCCCGGCCUCACCCACGGCCAAGUCAACCCCAACAUGGUCUCCUGGACCGACGUCCUGCCCACGUUCCUCGACUGGGCCGGCCACGCGCAGCUCUCCCUUCCUAUCAGCAGCAGCGCCGUCCCCUCGCCGCCCCGCCACGGCCGCUCCCUGCUGCCCAUCGCGCACGCGUCGACGGUGCUCCCCGGCUGGGGGCAGCGCGUCUUCGGCUCACAUACCUUCCACGAGAUCACCAACUACUGGCCCACGCGCACGAUGCGGACGCGCCGGUACAAGUACCACCGCAACGUCUGCUGGAAGCUCGACUUCCCCUUCGCCAUGGACCUGUACGCGAGCCUGUCGUUUGAGGCGAUGCGCAACGCGGAUCCGCCCAUGGCGGGGAGGCGGCCGUUGAAGAGUUACAUCUGUCGGCCGCCCGAGGAGCUGUAUGACUUGGACGAGGAUCCGGAGGAGCUGCGCAACUUGGCGGGGAGCGGAGGGAAAGAGGAGGUGCUCAAGGAGAUGAGGAGGGAGGUGGAGGCGUGGCAGAUGGAGACCAAGGACCUGUGGCUGUGGAAAGAUGGCGUGGCGGUGCAGAGAUUCAAGGAGUUUAACUAUGAGAGGGAGGGACUGUUGAUUCCGGAUCGGUUUGAUAUGGACCUUGAUAACUUGGCGGCAAAGGGGGUGCCCUGCAUCAAGCUGCACUCGUAG